AUGGCAGUUACUGAUAAACCUGAAAAUGCGCCAGAACAUUGUCCGGGGCCAAGUACAGAAAAUGCAGGAAAAGCCUCAGCAUGUGAAGGUUGUCCUAAUCAAAAAAUAUGUGCUACUGCUCCAAAUGGGCCUGAUCCAGCAUUACAAUUUAUUAAAGAGAGAAUGAAUUCAGUUAAACGUAAAAUACUUAUAUUAUCGGGUAAAGGAGGGGUUGGUAAAAGUACAUUUACAGCGCAACUUGGAUUUGCUUUUGCUAGUGAAGAAAAUGUUCAAGUUGGAGUAAUGGAUAUUGAUGUUUGUGGACCAUCAAUUCCAAAAAUCAUGGGAUUAGAAGGAGAACAAAUUCAUCAAAGUUUAUCGGGAUGGUCACCGAUUUAUGUGCAAGAUAAUUUAGGUGUUAUGUCAAUAGGAUUUAUGUUAUCAGACCCUGAUGAUGCAGUUAUUUGGCGUGGACCGAAGAAAAAUGAUGUAGAUUGGGGCGAAUUAGAUUUUAUGUUGGUUGAUACACCACCUGGUACAUCCGAUGAACAUUUAUCAAUUGCACAAUAUCUCAAAGAAAGUGAAAUAGAUGGUGCAAUUAUAAUUACAACACCACAAGAGGUAGCAUUGCAGGAUGUUAGAAAAGAAAUUGAUUUUUGUAAGAAAGUAAAAAUACCGAUUUUAGGUGUUGUUGAAAAUAUGAGUGGAUUUAUUUGUCCGAAUUGUGGAGCGAAAAAAAUGGCUAAAGAUCUGAAUAUUAACUAUUUGGGGUCAAUUCCUCUAGAUCCUAAAAUUGGGAAAGCAUGUGAUAUGGGUAUAUCGUUUCUUGAUGAAUAUCCGGAUUCACCAGCUUGUAAAGCUUAUUUGGAUAUUAUUUCUG
Molecule: messenger RNA, 859 nt
Organism: Scutellospora calospora
Lineage: Eukaryota; Fungi; Glomeromycota; Glomeromycetes; Diversisporales; Gigasporaceae
Source: the annotation of a GenBank genome assembly